AUGUCUCCAACAUGUAUUAAAAGAGGCAGAAGCCGAGAAGAUAUAAUCAGCAACUUGCCAACUGAUGUAAUAUACUGCAUUCUAGGGAAAAUGCCUAUACGUGAUGCUAUAAGAACGAGUGUUCUAUCAAAGAAGUGGAGAUUUUGUCACUUAUACAUUCCGGAGUUAGUUUUUGAUGAAGAAUUCUGCAAAGAACUAAAAAGCAUUGCAAGAAAGAAAUCAUGUGUAUAUCAAUUUGAUGAAUACCGUGAAUAUAUGUAUCAAUUUGAUAAAAUUGUCACCAAGUCUCUUAUGCUUCAUCUUGAUCGAAUAGAGAGAUUUAAAGUUUGUAUUCCUGAUUUCAAGUCAGGUUGGAGGGUUCUUGAUGUGAACAAAUGGAUAUUAUACUUGUUUUCGAAGAACAUCAAGAAACUAACCUUAAAGCACAAGAGCGGACAUAUUGAACAUCUUAGGUUACCUCCUUAUUUCUUUUCUUGUCUGGACUUGACGUACUUGAAGCUCCAAAAUUUUGUCCUUUCUCCACCACCGGAGUUUAAAGGCUUCCCUAAUCUCGAACAACUGAUACUUAUUGAGGUUGAUCUUCCAAACAUCUGUUUUGAAAGUAUUCUUUUCGGCUGUCCUGUUCUUGAAAGGCUAGACUUGCACUGGUGCUCUGGUAUUCAUCAUUUUAAUAUCAGCGGUUCUAAUCUCAAGACGUUGCGUGUUAAGGAUGAUGAUGAGUUUGAAUCUAUCUGCUUAGUAGACGCUCCAAACUUGACUGAAGUUUCAGUUAGUCUAAGAGGGGAAUUUCUGAAAGGCAAUCCUAUCUCUGAUUUGAUUAUGUUUAUGGAAAGGUUAUCUAAAGUCAGAAUACUUCAUCUUAAUGGCAAGUUUCUGCAG
Nicotiana tabacum (common tobacco) is the source of this 879-nucleotide messenger RNA. Its product is annotated as F-box/FBD/LRR-repeat protein At1g13570-like. The record is from RefSeq and is a predicted model, not a curated record. Gene Ontology annotation, molecular function: protein binding. Lineage: Eukaryota; Viridiplantae; Streptophyta; Magnoliopsida; Solanales; Solanaceae.